CCAGAGCAAGCAAGCUCAGCUAGCAUUCCAUCUGCCACAGCUAGCUCGCUCGCUUCCUCUCGCGGUCGAUCGACCGAUCGAUAUCAAUUUCCGCGUAGCUAGCUGAGAUAACUAGAUUGUUGCAAGACAAAGAGAGUAGGAAGAUUUUCUAGACAGGCAAGCAAAUGGAGAAGAUGAACGUGGCGAGCAGGAAGCCCGGCGACUGGAGCUGCCGGUCGUGCCAGUACCUCAACUUCUGCAAGCGGGACGCGUGCCAGCGCUGCGGCGAGGCGAAGCUGGGCGUGGACCGCACGGACUACGCCGCGCUGAGCGGCGACUGGGACGUCAAGCCCGGCGACUGGUACUGCUGCGUCUGCGGCGUCCACAACUACGCCUCCCGCAGCUGCUGCUUCAAGUGCGCCGCCGCCAAGAACGAAGCCACCACCGUCGCGCAGGGGUGGGGGUUCAGCGUCGCCGGCCAGGCCGGGAUGAAGUCCGGCGACUGGAUCUGCCCAAGUCUGGGUUGCAACGUGCAGAACUACGCCAACAGAACCGAAUGCUUUAGGUGCCAUAUGCCCAGAUCAUACUACGGUUGAUCGGACGACUAACCACACACACAGAAAAACAGAAAAGAAAAAAUAAACUACGAGAUCGAAGAGCAACAGACGAGAUUGAUCGGUCAACGAUCGCCGCGCCAUGAGGACUUUUUUCCUUUCUUUUUUUCUCUCUUUUGAAUGAAUAACAAGUUGAGGGUUAGUCAUUUGGAAGAGCAGUAGUAACUGAAGCUAAAAAGGAGAGGAGGGUAUGUGAAAAAAAAAGUGUGACUGAUGCCAAUAAUCAGUCUUCUUUGUCCCGCCCUUUUUUUCCCAAUAAAAGCAGAGGUUAAAGAAAGGAAAAA
Messenger RNA from Phragmites australis (common reed), 877 nucleotides. RefSeq lists its product as uncharacterized. The transcript is spliced from 3 exons. Gene Ontology annotation, molecular function: mRNA binding. The record is from RefSeq and is a predicted model, not a curated record. Gene Ontology annotation, cellular component: cytoplasm. Bases 165 to 575 code for a protein of 136 amino acids. Lineage: Eukaryota; Viridiplantae; Streptophyta; Magnoliopsida; Poales; Poaceae.